Aspergillus glaucus CBS 516.65 is the source of this 1794-nucleotide messenger RNA. RefSeq names its product protein phosphatase 2A regulatory subunit CDC55. Gene Ontology annotation, cellular component: protein phosphatase type 2A complex; cytosol. Gene Ontology annotation, molecular function: protein phosphatase regulator activity; protein binding. NCBI's taxonomy places the organism in Eukaryota, Fungi, Ascomycota, Eurotiomycetes, Eurotiales, Aspergillaceae. The coding region runs from base 292 to 1713 and encodes 473 amino acids. The transcript has 6 exons. Gene Ontology annotation, biological process: peptidyl-serine dephosphorylation. The record is from RefSeq and is a predicted model, not a curated record.
GGUCGCCGUUAUUCGUGAUCGCCUUGACUCUCCCAACACAUCCGCCCUCACCUCUCUCGCUUUCGAUCUGGAAGCGAAUUCCCGACAAAAAAAAAAAAAGUUACGAGAAAAUUUAUUCGAAAAAUUUACCUAUCCUACUUUUUGGGCUUCACCGCUUGAUUCCUGCAGCGGUCGCAUUAUAGCUCCCACAAGCUUCCCCGUGUCCGUCGGUGUCUUGUUCCGGUUUCGCUCUGUGUGAUUUCCUCAACUAUAUCCUUGUGUCUAUCACCCCAGUAAAGGGUGGUAUCGAAGAUGGUAGACAGAGAUCCGAAUUCGCCUACCUGGAAGUUCACACAAUGCUUCGGUGACAAGGGUGAUGUGGAAGAUAUCACAGAAGCGGACAUUAUUUCGACCGUCGAAUUCGACCAUACCGGUAACUAUUUGGCCACGGGAGAUAAGGGUGGAAGAGUGGUGCUGUUUGAAAGAAACGAAACGAAAAAAACAUGCGAAUAUAAGUUCCACACCGAGUUUCAAUCGCACGAGCCCGAGUUCGAUUACCUCAAAUCGUUAGAAAUCGAAGAGAAGAUCAACAAGAUCAAGUGGUGCAGACGGCAAAAUUCCUCCCACUAUCUUCUUUCGACAAAUGACAAAACCAUUAAGCUAUGGAAGGUCUUCGAUAAAUCGCUCAAGGUCGUCGCCGAGAACAACCUGUCGAAUGAACUCACGCCCGCGGGCGCUGUGUCUGGUGGAGGGGCGCCUCGCCCACCUCGUAUACCGUUCAAGGACUCAUCGUCAUUGAAGCUUCCCCGGAUGACACACCAUGACACCGUUGUCGCAGCCGUACCGCGGAGGACAUAUGCAAACGCCCAUGCAUACCACAUCAACAGCAUCUCCGUCAACAGUGACGGAGAGACCUUCAUAAGCAGCGAUGAUCUUCGAGUCAACCUCUGGAACCUUAACAUCCAGGACCAGAGUUUCAACAUUGUCGAUAUCAAACCGGCCAACAUGGAAGAACUCACCGAAGUUAUCACCGCGGCCGAAUUCCACCCUACCAGUUGUAACUGGUUUAUGUAUGCUAGCUCGAAGGGAACCAUCAAGUUGGCGGACAUGCGCCAGCGGGCAUUGUGUGAUGAGCACUCUAAGCUAUUCGAACAAGAGGAAGACGCCUCGUCCCGUUCAUUCUUCUCCGAGAUCAUUUCGUCGAUCUCCGAUGUUCGCUUCUCGAAUGACGGUCGAUACAUUGUUUCCCGAGAUUACCUGACGGUUAAGGUUUGGGAUGUCAACAUGGAGAGGCAACCCGUGAAGACCAUUCCUAUCCACGAACACCUCCGGCCGCGUCUGUGCGACACAUACGAAAACGACAGUAUCUUCGAUAAAUUCGAGGUUGUCUUCUCGGGUGAUGCGGAGAACGUCAUGACCGGAAGCUACAACAACAACUUCAUGAUCUACCCCACCGACCAGAACAAGGACACCGAGAUUGUGCUGCAGGCCGACAAGUCUGCGUUCAAGGCGAAGAAGGUUGGCGUGCCCACGCCCAUGAACAGGGGCGCCAACGGGAAGAAGAACGGCUCCAGAUCGGGUAGCCCUGUUGGUCCUGGCAGCCGGAUGAGGAAGGAGACCGAUGCGGAUCAGAUUGAUUUCAACAAGAAGAUCCUUCACAUGAGCUGGCAUCCGUACGAAGACAGCAUUGCCAUUGCUGCUACGAACAACCUCUUCGUCUUUUCUGCGCUGUAAACGUGGGCAGACGUGACCGUACAUUCAUCAUGGCAUAUAACGAGGGCAGGAUAUGAUUUAAGGGAAAACGUGAUUAAUAGC